Messenger RNA from Penicillium concentricum, 255 nucleotides. RefSeq lists its product as uncharacterized. The transcript has a single exon. The coding region runs from base 1 to 255 and encodes 84 amino acids. NCBI's taxonomy places the organism in Eukaryota, Fungi, Ascomycota, Eurotiomycetes, Eurotiales, Aspergillaceae. The record is from RefSeq and is a predicted model, not a curated record.
AUGCGGAAGCUCGGCAAGGGGCAGUCUGUGGUGUUCUACAUUCCAAGAGACAUCCAAUUCAAGAUUUUGGCACUCAGUGGCAAGCAUACCAACUCCGAGAUCACAGUCUCGGAUGUCCUCCGCUGGGCUGUUUCAGAAACAUGGACGGAGCUCCGCCACAGAAUGCCCAUCUGGGCGGUUCAAGGCAAAAGAUUUGAAAGACAACGAGCUAUCUGGGGGAAUACGUCCGCAGAUUAUUUCGCCGGGCUUUCCUAA